This is a messenger RNA of Pygocentrus nattereri (red-bellied piranha), 2546 nucleotides long. RefSeq names its product delta/notch-like EGF repeat containing (gene dner). Gene Ontology annotation, cellular component: plasma membrane; protein-containing complex. The record is from RefSeq and is a predicted model, not a curated record. Lineage: Eukaryota; Metazoa; Chordata; Actinopteri; Characiformes; Serrasalmidae. Bases 222 to 2429 code for a protein of 735 amino acids. Gene Ontology annotation, biological process: establishment or maintenance of epithelial cell apical/basal polarity; heterophilic cell-cell adhesion. The transcript has 13 exons. Gene Ontology annotation, molecular function: calcium ion binding.
CUCCCUCAGUAGUACCUGCCAUCCUCUCUCAUGCACUCCAGCAGACGGAGAACAGCAGCUGAGCCGAUCGCUGCACUCGGCACUGAACAGUGAGAGAGAAGAGAGGAGAACAGAGGAGGAGAAAAGCGGAAGAAAAAACUGAGAGGACAACAGAGGAGAGAAGAAGAAAGAAGAAUAGAAUAGAGAAGAAUAUAUUUAUCCCUCUGUUCCUCUCUGUUGCCAUGGUGAUGGUGAUGAUGAUAUGGAUGCGUCUGCCCACAGCCUUCCUCCCUCCGCUCCUCUUCCUCACCAUCUAUAGCAUGUUUUUGACCCCAGUGACCCCUGCGGUGACAUCGGCCCCCACCGACCCCCCUGACCCAUGUGAGGGAUGGCCGUGUCUGAACGGAGGAGUGUGCUCUUCUCUCCUGGACUCACAGUGGACGUACACCUGCACCUGCAGACCGGCCUUCACCGGACACAACUGUGAGUUUUUUGCCGACCCCUGCACCAGUGGCCCAUGUCUCCAUGGUAACUGUAGCCGGGAUACGAAUGGUGCUGGGUUCGUGUGCGAGUGCAAUGACGGAUACGGAGGGGUCAGGUGUGACCAGGCCAUGACAACCUUUGACCUCCCUGAGUCCUGGGAUCUGGCGGAAAGUCACGCCCCCGAGAGCGUCACUCCAGUCACUCCAGCAACAACCACUCAGCCGUCUCAGCCAAUCACAGCCAACCCCACCACUCAGGCCCCUCCCACCCUGCAGCCAUGGCAACCCAAACCCGGACAGAGAGUGGUGGAGGUCCAGUGGGACGAGCAGCAGAUCACUGAUGGUUCCGAGUGUGGGAGCUCUGCGGGUCCUGACUCCGCUGGGACGAUGACAGUUUCCAUGGAGGCUGCUGAGGAAACUGCUGUAAAGUUGGUGGUUAAUAUUAGUGGUCCCGCUGUGUUAUGGCGAGUUAAGGAUGAAGGUUAUUCACACUGCUCUGUAGACGACGGCACCAUUGUUUGGUUCCAGCAGGCGGCCGACGGUCUGGUCAUCCCUGACCAGUCACUUCCACUCGGACACAAUUACUUCAUCACUGUGCUGCGUGUUGGCGCCCCCUCUGCUCCGGAGGUGACUGUGCGUCUGCAGCUAACAGUGAAGGCCAGCAGCUGCAUGGAACCUGGCAGUGGCUUCAGCGACCCACAAUGCUCUGGCAGAGGGAGGUGCAUCACCCAGCCAUCUGCGAGCACGUUUUAUUGUCAGUGUGACGAUGGAUUUUCUGGAAUUUUCUGUGAGGAAUUUGAUGCGUGCCACACAAAGCCGUGUGAGAAUAAUGGAACCUGCACUGACCUGAGACAGGGAGACGAGGGACGCAACUACACCUGUAUCUGCCCACCAGGGUUUGAGGGCGAGCGCUGUCAGGCUGUGGUGGAUCACUGCGCCUCAGAACCCUGCAGGAACAGAGCCACUUGCACCAGCACGCUGGACGGACCACGCUGCUACUGCACUGAGGGUUACCAGGGCAGUGCGUGUGAGGUGAGGGUGGACCCGUGUCUGUCCACUCCGUGCCACAACAACGGCACCUGUUACCCACAGGUAGGUGGUCGGGGCUUCAGCUGCACAUGUCCAGCGGGAUUCACCGGACCCACCUGUGGUCAGCUGGUGGAUUUCUGCGCUCUGAACCCAUGUGCUCACGGCAUCUGCCGCAGCGCCGGCACCAGCUACAGGUGUCUGUGUGUUCCAGGUUAUCAUGGAUUGUACUGUGAGGAGGAGUAUAAUGAGUGUCUGUCUGCUCCGUGUCAGAACUAUGCCACCUGCAGGGACCUCAUCAACGCGUAUGAGUGCAUCUGCACCCCACAGUACACAGGGAGACACUGCGAGGUCUACAGAGACCCAUGUGUGAGGCUGCAGUGUCAGAACGGAGGGCGCUGUGAGAGCAGAGGGAGCAACACCAGUUGUGUCUGUACACCUGGAUAUAAAGGUGUGAACUGUGAGGUGGACAUCAAUGAGUGUGAGAGCAACCCUUGUCACCAUGGUGGCACCUGCAUUGACCAAUCAAACGACUUCACCUGUCACUGCCCACCUGGCUGGGUGGGCGGGAACUGUGAGAUUCAUCUGCAGUGGAAGAUGGCUCACCCGGUUGACUCUCUCACUAAUAUGCCUCGUCACUCUCUCUACAUUAUCAUUGGAGCUCUGUGCGUAGCCUUCGUCCUGAUGCUCAUCAUCCUCAUCGUGGGAAUUUGCCGGAUCAGCCGGAUUGAGUAUCAGGCCUCGUCCCGACACGCCUAUCAGGAGUUCUACAACUGCCGCAGCAUCGACAGCGACUUCAGCAAUGCCAUUGCCUCCAUACGCCACGCCAGGUUUGGGAAGAAGUCCCGGCCGGCCAUGUACGACGCCACUCCUAUCUCUUACGAAGACUACAGUCCAGACGACAAGCCACUAGUCACACUCAUCAAAACAAAAGAUUUGUAAAGCACUGAAAACACACACGCACACACUUUUACACACCACACACACACACACACACACACACACACACACACACACACACACACACACACACACACACACUCACAAGCUGAUUCUGAC